CGUUUCCGGUUUCCGUCAUGGCGGCCGCCGUGGCUCGCUGGAAUCAUGUGUGGGUCGGCACCGAGACCGGGAUCCUGAAAGGCGUGAACCUUCAACGGAAGCAGGCGACCAACUUCACGGCGGCCGGCCAGCCGCGGCGCGAGGAGGCCGUGAGCGUGCUGUGCUGGGGCGCGGGCGGCGAGAGCCAGAUAUUGCUGGGCUGCGCGGACGGCACGGUGAAGCGCUUCGGGACCGAGGAAGGCGCGUUCCAGGGACACAGGCGCUGUCCCGGCGGCGAGGGCACGUUCCGGGGCCUCGCCCAGGCCGACGAUUCCCUCAUCACGUGUGUGGACUCUGGGAUCCUCCGGGUCUGGCGUGACAGUGACAAGGAGGCCUCUCCUGACCCGGUGAGGCUCCCCUGGGCCGGGCAGCUUCUGGAACUGAGCGUGGGCCCUGGGGUGUGUCGGAUGCGGCAGGAUCCAGGACGUCCCCAUGUGGUCGCCACAGGCGGGAAGGAAAAUGCACUGAAGGUGUGGGACCUGCAAGGGUCUCCGGAACCUGUGUUCAGGGCCAAGAAUGUGCGGAAUGACUGGCUCGACCUGCGUGUUCCCAUCUGGGACCAGGAUAUCCAGUUCCUACCCGGGUCUCAGAAGCUUGUCACCUGCACAGGGUACCACCAGGUCCGCGUCUACGACCCAGCGUCCCCACAGCGCCGGCCAGUCCUGGAGACCACCUACGGAGAGUACCCACUGACGGCCAUGACCCUCACUCCUGAGGGCAAUUCGGUGAUUGUCGGCAACACUCAUGGGCAGCUGGCAGAAAUUGACUUGCGGCAAGGGCGCCUGUUGGGCUGUCUCAAGGGACUGGCGGGCAGCGUCCGUGGGUUGCAGUGCCACCCUUCAAAACCCUUGCUGGCUUCCUGCGGCUUGGACAGGGUCUUAAGGAUCCACAGGAUCCGGAACCCACGGGGCCUGGAGCAUAAGGUUUAUCUCAAGUCUCAGCUGAACUGCCUGCUCCUGUCAGGCAGGGAUAACUGGGAGGACGCGCCCCCCGAGCCCCCGGAGCCCGCGGAGCUGCCCGCAGAGGACACGGAGACCGAUGAGCUUUGGGCGGCCUUGGAGGCAGCGGCGGCCAAGCGCAAGCUCCCCGAUUCCGAGCCCACACUGGGGGCUCCCCAGAGCAGGCGGAGGAAGAAGAAGCGCCCCGGCUCCGUCAGCCCCUAACACCUGUGCCCACUUUGUAAAUAAACAUCCCGGCCCCCACCGUGCCCCCGGCCUUCUGUGAGGGGAGAAUGGAGAGGGUU
This is a messenger RNA of Ochotona curzoniae (black-lipped pika), 1282 nucleotides long. It is a transcript of the gene WDR74, whose product is annotated as WD repeat domain 74. NCBI's taxonomy places the organism in Eukaryota, Metazoa, Chordata, Mammalia, Lagomorpha, Ochotonidae. The record is from RefSeq and is a predicted model, not a curated record. Gene Ontology annotation, molecular function: protein binding. Gene Ontology annotation, cellular component: nucleolus; preribosome, large subunit precursor. The transcript has 11 exons. The coding region runs from base 18 to 1202 and encodes 394 amino acids. Gene Ontology annotation, biological process: ribosomal large subunit biogenesis.